GCGGCCGGCUCCGCCGGCGGCUCGCACGCGCCGGCCGGCCCUCCCCGCCGCAGGACCGUGGGGUCCGGCCUGCCGUGCGGCGGGGAAGCAGUUAACGCCACGCGGAGUUUGGGGACGGACCCGGGUGCCGGGGCAGAGCCCACGGGCGACCCGGGGCCGGCGUGCAGCCACGGCGCAGCCGGCGAUCGAGCCGCUGGCCCGGCUCCAGCCGGGGAGUUAUAUAAGCCCGGGGAGGUUGCGCCGAGGCGGUUGAGCGCUGCCGGGGCAGAUGACACGGCAGGCGGCAUCCCGGGGCGCGCCGCCCGCCCGAACACCUCCGGACCCCGCCGCGGGCAGGGCCCGGGGGGCCGGCGGGCCAUGAGGGCUGGCCCCGGGGGGGCUCGCCCGGCCCGGGCUGCGCCCCGGCGGCCGGCUCCGGCCAGGGGAGCACGUGUGAAGCGGGGCCGAGCGGAGGCGGCCCCGGGAUUUGGCACGUUUGCAAGGAGCACUUGAGAGCCCCGGGAUGGACGUGGAGGGCCCUGGGCGGUGACGUAAGGACUCGCACGGGCUCGGCUCGGCUCGCCAGCCGGCCCCCAUGUCCCCGGGGCCUGCGACGGCCCCGGCGGAGGGAGGCAGGGAGACGGCGGAGCCAGCAUGAAGCAGCGAGCAGGGCCACCAGAGCUGAGACCUGCAGGACCCACCACGCACCCGCAGCCCAAGGAGGGGACGCUGUGGGGGCUCCUCGCCAUCCUCUCGCUGCUGGCCGGGCUGGCCGCGGGCAACCUGCGAACACCGCACUGCAACGAGACGCUGGACGCAGCCCCCACGCCGCAGGGCAUGGCCACCGCCAGCCUGGCUGUGGAGGAUGGCGUGGAGGUACCGCUCGCCGCUGCUUGGAGCCAGCUGUACGGGGACAAUGCGACGACGGGUGGCCCUGGCGCCACGGAGCUGGCGGAGGACCUGCUGCUGCGUGCCGAGCGCUCACCGCCGGGUGCCGGCAAAGGCAAGAAAGGGAUGCGGAAACCCUCACGGGGGACCCGUGGGCGCAACUGCCACAUCCGCAACCUGAUGGUGAAGGUGCGCGACCUGGGCCUGGGCUUCAACUCGGACGAGAUCGUGCUCUUCAAGUACUGCAGCGGGUCCUGCCACCGGGCGCGCAGCAACUACGACCUGACACUGGGUAGCCUGCUGCGGCAGCAGCUCAUCGCCCCGGGGCCGCAGGAGCGGGUCCUCAGCCACCCCUGCUGCCGGCCCACCCGCUACGAGGCCGUCUCCUUCAUGGACGUGCAGAACACGUGGCAGACGGUGGAGAAGCUCUCGGCAGCCGAGUGCAGCUGCAUCGGCUGAGGAGGGGGCCGCCGGCUCGGCCCCAGCUUGACGCAUGCCAGCAGACCCCAGCUUGCCACACGCAGUGGCACUGGCACUCAGAGGAAGGGUCUGGCAGAGGCUGGUGCCCCCGGUUUUACAUGGCCACAAGGGACGGAGGCGAGAUGGAGCUGUGAACAGGGGGGGUUGGGUGGCUGAGCCCCCUCCUGCUCAGUGCCAAGCAGCUAGUGCCGACAGCUAUGUGGGGUCCUGCCCAGGUGCACCCCAGCUCAGCCCUGGAAGAGGAGCUGGAGGGGGUAUGGAGCAUCCCCACUGCUCGCAGGGGUCUGCCAGCCCGGUGUCCACCAGCAGCGCCUGGCUCACCUGUGCCCUGCCUGGACUGGUGCUCCCGCACCCCUGCUUUAGGGAAGCCGGGGCCAAGUGUCGCCCAAGCUUCAGAGGGGGAGAGAAAGGGGGCAAAACCUCCCUGUCCCCUCGGGCACCCUGGGCUGGCGGUGGCCAGAGCUGCCCUGCAGGGAGGGGGUGUCCCCAAGGACAGGGGUGCAGCGGGGCCAAAUCGCACCAGCGUGGGGUGGGGGCCCCGCACCCGGGCUGACAGCAGCCCCCGGUGCUCUGCAGGAUGGCAGGGCACGGACACCCGCCGGGCCCCCUGCCCAGCUCCCAGGGGGGUGGCAGGGUCCCCCCGCUGCCCCUGCGGUGCUGCGGCACUAAACUAUUUAUUACUCUAAAUUAUUUAUUUAUUGUUCUCGAGCGGCAGCUCCUAUUUAUGACUUUGGGCCCCCGGGGGCCGGGUGUAAUUUAACCCCAGCGCUGCUGUGAAGCCCUGGGCAGCGCCCCGUGCCCCCAGCCCCCUUUUUCUAUUAUUUGUAAAAUUUGAGGGAUAAACUCUAUUUUUGUACAGUCGCCUUUUCCUGUAGCAAUAAAGCGAUGGGCUGC
Molecule: messenger RNA, 2241 nt
Organism: Harpia harpyja (harpy eagle)
Lineage: Eukaryota; Metazoa; Chordata; Aves; Accipitriformes; Accipitridae
Gene: ARTN
Product: artemin
Exons: 4
Coding region: 634-1326 (230 amino acids)
Molecular function (GO): glial cell-derived neurotrophic factor receptor binding; receptor tyrosine kinase binding; growth factor activity
Source: RefSeq, a predicted model, not a curated record